CCCACCUCCGGCCGGCGAGAGCGGAGCAAGGGGCAGGGCGCGCACCUUCCCCGCCGCCGCCGCCGCCGCGAUGGCGCUGGCCGACCUGUACACGCAGUACAACAGAGUCUGGAUCCCCGAUGCUGAAGAAGUUUGGCAAUCUGCUGAAAUUACAGCUAAUUAUAGGCCUGGAGACCAUAUUCUUCACCUCCAGCUGGAAGACAGCACAGAGCUGGAUUAUCCAGUGGAUCCUUCUGCUUUGCCGCCUUUACGAAAUCCGGACAUUCUCGUUGGAGAAAAUGACCUCACAGCCCUUAGCUACCUCCACGAACCGGCUGUUUUACACAACCUUCGAGUUCGUUUUGUGGAGUCCAGGCUGAUUUACACCUAUAGCGGGAUAAUUUUGGUCGCCAUAAACCCUUACAAAGAGCUGCCCAUUUAUGGGGAUGCCAUCAUUCAUGCUUACAGUGGUCAAAAUAUGGGAGACAUGGAUCCCCAUAUCUUCGCAGUAGCGGAAGAGGCUUACAAGCAAAUGGCAAGGAAUGACCGAAAUCAGUCGAUUAUUGUAAGUGGGGAAUCAGGAGCUGGCAAAACAGUUUCUGCUCGAUACGCCAUGAGAUAUUUUGCGACGGUCAGCAAAUCUAGCAGCAACGCUAAAGUCGAGGAUAAAGUGUUGGCAUGCAAUCCGAUAACAGAGGCAAUUGGAAAUGCUAAAACUACUCGCAACGACAACAGCAGUCGCUUUGGAAAAUACAUGGAAAUCAGUUUUGAUAAGAAGUACCAGAUCAUUGGGGCAAACAUGAGGACAUACCUGCUCGAAAAAUCUAGAGUUGUUUUUCAGUCAGAAAAUGAAAGAAACUAUCACAUAUUCUAUCAGCUGUGUGCAUCGGCUCAGAGACCCGAAUUUAAGCAUCUUCAGCUGGCAAGUGCUGAAGAAUUUAAUUAUACUAACAUGGGUAGAAACACCACAAUUGAAGGAGUGAACGACCGUGCCGACAUGAAGGAAACUCAGAAAACUUUCAGCCUGCUAGGCCUGAAGGAAGAUUUUCAGAUGGAUGUUUUCAAAAUACUCUCUGCUAUUCUUCAUUUAGGCAAUGUGCAGAUCAGUCCCGUUGGCGAUGAAAAGUCUUGUGUUAAUGUGGAGGACAAACAUCUUAAUAUAUUUUGUGGGCUCCUGGGAGUCGAAAGUGAUAAAAUAGCUCAAUGGCUUUGUCACAGGAAAAUUAUUACUACCUCUGAAACCGUAGUAAAGCCAAUGACGAAACUCCAAGCUAUAAACGCCCGAGAUGCUUUGGCCAAGAAGAUUUAUUCUCAUCUUUUUGAUUUCAUCGUGGAACAAAUUAACAAGGCCUUGCAGUUUUCAGGCAAACAACAUAGCUUUAUUGGUGUUCUGGACAUUUAUGGAUUUGAAACCUUUGAUCUGAAUAGCUUCGAACAAUUUUGCAUCAACUAUGCCAAUGAAAAACUACAGCAACAAUUUAACUUGCAUGUCUUUAAACUUGAACAAGAAGAAUACAUGAAGGAAAAUAUCCCAUGGACGUUAAUUGAUUUUUAUGACAAUCAACCUGUCAUCGAUCUGAUUGAAGCUAAAAUGGGCAUUCUAGAACUUUUGGAUGAAGAGUGCUUGCUACCUCAAGGAACUGACGAAAAUUGGCUCCAGAAGCUAUAUAAUAAUUUUAUGAACAAGAACCCUCUCUUUGAAAAACCAAGAAUGUCAAAUACUUCUUUUAUUAUCCAGCACUUUGCUGACAAGGUAGAAUAUAAAAAUGAAGGAUUUCUAGAAAAAAACCGGGACACUGUGUAUGAAGUACUGAUUGCUAUCUUGAGAAACAGUAAGUUUCGGCUCUUUGCAAACUUCUUCCAGGAUGGUCCAGUCCCUCUUUCCCCAUUCAACUCUGCAAUCAAAGUUAAGUCUGCAAAAACAGUGAUUGUGUCACCUAACAAACAGUUCCGUGCAACUGUUGGAAGUAAGUUUCGCAGUUCCUUAUAUUUAUUAAUGGAGACUCUUAAUGCCACCACACCACAUUAUGUCCGGUGCAUAAAGCCAAAUGAUCAAAAGUUGGCAUUUGAAUUUGACUCCAAAAGAGUGGUCCAGCAAUUACGAGCAUGUGGGGUGUUAGAAACCAUUCGUAUUAGCUCUCAGAGUUACCCAUCAAGAUGGACUUAUAUUGAGUUUUACAGCCGCUACAGCAUUCUCAUGUCUCAAAGUGAACUUUCUCUCACGGACAAGAAGCACAUUUGCAAGAUGGUUUUGCAGCGGCUAAUCCAGGAUCCAAGUCAAUAUCAGUUUGGCAGGACCAAGAUUUUUUUCAGAGCGGGGCAGGUCGCCUAUUUGGAAAAAGUGCGAUCAGAUCGCCUGAGGCAAGCAUGCAUCAUGGUUCAGAAGAACAUCCGAGGUUGGCUUCAAAGGAAGAAGUUCCUCCGCGUCAGACAAGCGGCGGUCAUCAUACAACAAUACUUCCGUGGACAGAAGUCUAUACGGAAAGCUAUAACUGCCAGGGCCCUGAAGGAAACCUGGGCUGCCAUAGUUAUCCAGAAAUACAGCCGAGGAUACUUAGUGCGUAGACUUUGCCAACUCAUCCGUGUGGCUGCUUUGACGAUCCAGGCCUUCGCACGAGGAUUUCUAGCGAGGAAGAAAUACAGGAAGAUGCUUGAAGAACAGAAAGCUUUAAUCCUCCAGAAGUACGCCCGGGCAUGGCUGGCCAGACGCCGAUUCCAGAGCAUUCGCCGUUUCGUCCUGAACAUCCAGCUUUCAUACAGAGUCCAGCGGCUGCAGAAAAAACUGGAAGAACAGAAUAAGGAAAAUCAUAGUUUGUUGGAAAAGCUGACCUUCCUUGCUUCAAGUCACUCCAGUGAUACGGAGACCAUUCAAAAACUUCACCAGGAUCUUGAAAAAUUAACCGGGCAGAGAAACAUAUCUGAAGAAAAUGAAAGGAAGAACAGGGUGGGCUAUGAACAGAGGGUCUCAGGACUUGAAAAGCACAACUUAGGGCUACAGGAAGAGAAGAAGAAGCUGGAAAAAGAACUUCAAAAGAAAACAGAGGAAAUGAAAGAUAAACUGGAUAAUUUGACGAAGCAAUUAUUCUCUGAUGUUCAAAGGGAGGAAAGGCAACGAAUAUUAUUGGAGAAAAAUUUCCAGAGCCAAAAACAAGAUUAUGAAAAAAGGAUUGAGUUACUCAAUGCAGAAAUAAUGCUUCUCAAAGAGGAAAAUGCUCAGCUGCAAAAUCAGAUUCAAGAAAUGCAACAAACCCAAGAUGGCUUAAAAACAGAAAUAGAGGAGCUUUCAAACCAAAUAAAGACAAUCCCUGAAUUGCGAAAAGAAAUAGACUUCCUUCAAAUUCAGAAACUGGAUGCGGAGAAGCAACUACAAUUCCAGAAGCGUGAAAUGAGAGAGAAGAUGUCCGAGAUUACAAAGCAACUCUUGGAAAGCUAUGACUUUACAGACGUGAGGAGCAGGUUGUCUCCUGAAGACUUGCAGCAUUUGAAUGAAGAUGGUGAACUCUGGUUUGCCUAUGAAGGCUUGAAAAAAGCCACACGAGUUUUGGAAAAACAUUUCGAGGAUCAGAAGGAGCACUAUGAAAGGGAGAUAGAUGAACUGAACGCUAAAAUAAACCAUCUGAGUCAAGAAAUCACCCAUCUACAGAAGCUCUUCAGGGAGGAAAACAACACCAAUGAAUGUAUCCGUCUCCAGGUUGUCAGGCUAACCUCAGAGAAUAUGAUGAUGCCUGACCUUAAGCGGCAGGUUUCUGAACUUCAGAAGCAGAAGCUGGACCUUGAGAAUCGUCUUCAGGAUGAACUUGCCAAGAAAAAUGAGAAAAUGGAAGACACAAAAGAUUGGACACCUCAAAGCCCAGAAGAGGAACGCUCACAAAAACAAGCUUUGCCGCUUCGAAAGGUCAUGUCCACUAAAGGAAAGAUGGUAGCCACGUUUCCAGAGUUUCAACGGGACAGUCUGGAGAACCAGUCUGAAAGAGCAAAUGGGACUGGAAGCAAAAUAUGGCAGGAUGUGGCGUAUCUCACCAUGGAAAACACAGAUCUGGAAGAAGAGCUGGAUAAAAAAGACCGGUUGAUAAAGAAACUUCAGGAUCAGAUCAGAACCCUUAAAAAAUCCAUUGAGACAGGCCAUGAAGAAUCCCCGUCUUCUGUGCUGAGGGAAUACCUGGGGAUGUUGCAGUACAGAAAGGAGGAUGAACCAAAAAUCGCUCAAAAUCUGAUCCUUGAUUUGAAACCCCGUGGAGUAGUUGUUAAUAUGAUUCCUGGCCUGCCAGCUCAUAUCCUCUUUAUGUGCAUAAGAUAUGCGGAUUACUUGAACGACGACAGCAUGCUGAAGUCCUUUAUGAACAUGGCCAUCAAUGGCAUAAAACAAGUCAUUAAGGAACACGCCGAAGACUUUGAGAUGUUGUCCUUUUGGCUUUCCAAUACCUGCCAUUUUCUUAACUGCCUGAAGCAGUACAGUGGAGAAGAGGAAUUCAUGAAGCACAACACACCACAACAAAAUAAGAACAAUCUGAUCCACUUUGAUCUGUCCGAAUACAGGCAGGUUCUUAGCGAUCUGGCCAUUCGUAUAUAUCAUCAGUUCAUCAGUGUAAUGGAGACCAGUAUUCAGCCAAUGAUAGUACCAGGAAUGCUGGAAUAUGAAAGUCUCCAGGGGAUUUCGGGCUUAAAACCAACGGGAUUUCGCAAACGUUCUUCUAGCAUCGAUGACACAGAUGCUUACACUAUGACCUCCAUCUUGCAACAGCUCAGCUAUUUUUACACAACCAUGUGUCAGAACGGCUUAGACCCGGAGCUUGUAAAGCAGUCCGUGAGGCAGAUUUUCUUUCUCAUCGGAACAGUUACUCUCAAUAGCCUCUUCCUUCGGAAAGACAUGUGCUCUUGCAGAAAGGGCAUGCAAAUAAGGUGCAACAUCAGCUACCUGGAGGAAUGGCUGAAGGAGAAGAACCUGCAGAGCAGUUCUUUCAAGGAGACUUUGGAGCCUCUUGCGCAGGCCGCCUGGCUUCUUCAAGUCAAAAAGAUCACAGAGGAAGAUGCCAAAGGGAUCUCGGAGAACUGCACAACCCUCUCGGCUAUGCAGAUAGUAAAAAUCCUCAAUUCCUACACUCCCAUUGAUGAUUUUGAGAAAAGGAUAGCUCCAUCCUUUGUUCGUAAAGUCCAGGGAAUGCUGAACAAUAGACAGAAUUCCACCCAACUGAUGCUUGAUACCAAAUACCUCUUUCAAGUAACAUUUCCCUUUACACCUUCACCACAUCCACUGGAAAUGAUAGAAAUCCCCAGCAGCUUCAAACUUGGCUUCCUCACUAGAAUAUAGUUACAAGGACUAAUGCAUUAUAAAUUCACUCUUUCCCAAAGAGUAAAUGCAGACUGUUUAGUAAUGCUACUGCAUCAGCAUAAAUCUUCUGAUGAUGAUACCUAGUUUGCAGCACUGAUGAUAUUACCUGGUUCGGUAAUGAAAGGUCUGUAGGAAAACUCCUGAGCUCAGAGAGCACCACGGACUCAACUGUAAAGCUUUUUUUAAAAUGGGCAUUAAAUCUGGGGGAGCAAUAUGGACUUCAGAAUGUAAGAAAUGGAAUACUGCAUAUUCGGUUAUCCUGACUCCAGGCUAGCAUUUCUUAAAUCUUAGCAACUUUAAGGUAUGUGGACUUCCAACUCCUAGAAUUCUGACUGGCUGGGGGAAUUCUGGGAGUUGAAGCCCACCCUUCUUAAAGUUGUGAAACUCUGCUGUAGAUUCUUCCAUAUCGUAUCGAGACCUACCCAAUUUUAAUUUAUAAUUUUAUCAAUUAAAUUUAUAAAUACGUUUAUAAUGAAGGAUUUCUUCCAUAAUGAAGGACUAAGGAAGAGUUUAUUUUAACCUGUGGCAUUUGGAACACAGCUUAUAGAAUGGCACUGUUGUAAAAGUAUGGACUAAGACAGUGGUUUUGUUAGAUGUUUCGUAUGUGUGUGGCAUGUGUAUAAUGAUAGACGGUGCCACCGAUGAAAUGACAGUAUUCCACUAGAUAUUGUGUGAAGUCAUUGCCACACAGAUAAGCUAACUUCCUACUUAGCUUUUUCUAGGUCAUCUAAAACUGGCUAAAUGUGUAUUUUUUACAACUUUCAUCUUUCAUCAAAAGAAUUAAUCCUUUGUAUGUGACAAAGGGGGCAAGACAUUUAUAUGCACAACAGUAGAAAGAUAAACAAUUCCCACCACUCAAACGUGGAAUUUGAAAUUAAUGGAAUUGGUAGAUAUGGCAAACAUGAUUAUUUUAAUAAAAGAGAAAGGUAUAUUCAGUUUUGCUUCUACGGUGGUACCUUGGUACUUAUCCUUAAUUGGUUCCAAAUAGUGUGUGAUGCGUACCAAAAACGAUGAGAACCAAAUAAUUUUUUCCCAUAAGGAAUAACAUAGUGAGUCACAAGUUCUAGCUUAUGCGUUGAGUAUCAAACAAAGAAUGACUACUUGGACAAAAUUUUCACCUCAAAAUGUGUUGAGUACCAAAUUCGACGAGUUUCACUGUACUUGGAAACCAUUUAUGGGCUU
Molecule: messenger RNA, 6490 nt
Organism: Notechis scutatus (mainland tiger snake)
Lineage: Eukaryota; Metazoa; Chordata; Lepidosauria; Squamata; Elapidae
Gene: MYO5C
Product: myosin VC
Biological process (GO): actin filament organization
Cellular component (GO): membrane; actin cytoskeleton; myosin complex
Molecular function (GO): actin filament binding; microfilament motor activity; ATP binding
Source: RefSeq, a predicted model, not a curated record